Messenger RNA from Cervus elaphus (red deer), 4895 nucleotides. RefSeq names its product ring finger protein, LIM domain interacting (gene RLIM). Gene Ontology annotation, biological process: protein ubiquitination; ubiquitin-dependent protein catabolic process; random inactivation of X chromosome. Gene Ontology annotation, molecular function: ubiquitin protein ligase activity. Gene Ontology annotation, cellular component: nucleoplasm; cytoplasm. The transcript has 5 exons. Lineage: Eukaryota; Metazoa; Chordata; Mammalia; Artiodactyla; Cervidae. The record is from RefSeq and is a predicted model, not a curated record. The coding region runs from base 302 to 2137 and encodes 611 amino acids.
UGUGGGCAGGCGUUUCCUGUCGCUGCUUGGUAACAAUGGGGAAGAUAAUGGCUGCCUGAGCAACGUCUCCGAGCAGGCGCUGGGCUAGAGGCGGGUCUCGACCAGCGACUCAUCGGAGGCGGGCUUGAGAGCUGCGGCAGGGGAGGCGCGCAGGAGCCCCGGCGGCGGUGGCGGCGGCCGAACCGACCGAGUCGGAUCCCGACACCAAAACCGGAGCAGAGAGUGAAGAAAACUAAAAUCCAGUUUAUUGUAUACAAUACUAUGUCAUAACAGUCAGAUAAUUUUCCACUUGUUUAUCAAGAUGGAAAGCUCAGAUUGUAACGAUAAAGGAAGUGGUGAUCAGUCUGCAGCACAGCGCAGAAGUCAGAUGGACCGAUUGGAUCGGGAAGAAGCUUUCUAUCAAUUUGUAAAUAACCUCAGUGAAGAAGAUUAUAGGCUUAUGAGGGAUAACAAUUUGCUAGGCACCCCAGGUGAAAGUACUGAGGAAGAGUUGCUGAGGAGACUACAACAAAUUAAAGAGGGCCCACCACCACAAAACUCAGAUGAAAAUAGAGGUGGAGACUCUUCAGAUGAUGUAUCUAAUGGUGACUCUAUAAUAGACUGGCUUAACUCAGUCAGACAAACUGGAAAUACAACAAGAAGUGGGCAAAGAGGAAACCAAUCUUGGAGAGCAGUGAGCCGGACUAAUCCAAACAGUGGUGAUUUCAGAUUCAGUUUAGAGAUCAAUGUUAACCGUAAUAAUGGGAGCCAAAAUCCAGAGAAUGAAAAUGAACCAUCUACAAGACGUUCUAGUGGAGAAAGUAUGGACAACAACAGCCAAAGACAAGUGGAAAAUCCACGAUCUGAAUCAACAUCUGCAAGGCCACCCAGAUCAGAACGAAAUUCGGCUGAAGCAUUAACAGGAGAAGCCCCACCUACCAGAGGUCAGAGAAGGGCAAGAAGUAGGAGCCCAGACCAUCGGAGAACCCGAGCAAGAGCUGAAAGAAGUAGAUCACCUCUACAUCCAAUGAGUGAAAUUCCACGAAGAUCUCAUCAUAGUAUCUCAUCUCAGACUUUUGAGCAUCCUUUGGUAAAUGAGACUGAAGGAAGUUCUAGAACCCGGCACCACGUGACAUUAAGACAGCAAAUAAGUGGACCUGACUUACUAACUAGAGGUCUUUUUGCAGCUUCUGGAACAAGAAAUGCUUCACAAGGAGCAGGAUCUUCAGACACAACUGGCAAUGGUGAAUCUACAGGAUCAGGCCAGAGACCUCCAACCAUAGUCCUUGAUCUUCAAGUAAGAAGAGUUCGUCCUGGAGAAUAUCGGCAGAGAGAUAGCAUAGCUAGCAGAACUCGGUCAAGGUCUCAGACGCCAAACAACACCGUCACUUAUGAAAGUGAACGAGGAGGUUUUAGGCGUACAUUUUCACGUUCUGAGCGAGCAGGUGUGAGAACCUAUGUCAGUACCAUCAGAAUUCCAAUUCGUAGAAUCUUAAAUACUGGUUUAAGUGAGACUACAUCUGUUGCAAUUCAGACCAUGUUAAGGCAGAUAAUGACAGGUUUUGGUGAGUUAAGCUACUUUAUGUACAGUGAUAGUGAUUCAGAGCCUAGUGGCUCAGUCUCUAGUCGAAAUAUGGAAAGGUCAGAGUCACGGAAUGGAAGAGGGGGUUCUGGUGGUAGUAGCAGUUCUGGUUCAAGUUCCAGUUCGAGUCCUAGUUCCAGUUCCAAUGGCGAAAGUUCAGAGAAUAGCUCAGAGGUAUUUGAAGGCAGUAAUGAAGGAAGCUCAUCAUCAGGCUCAUCAGGUGCCAGGCGAGAGGGUCGACACAGGGCCCCAGUAACAUUUGAUGAAAGUGGCUCUCUGCCCUUCCUUAGUCUCGCUCAGUUUUUCCUCUUAAAUGAGGAUGAUGAUGACCAACCUAGAGGACUCACCAAAGAACAGAUUGACAACUUGGCAAUGAGAAGUUUUGGUGAAAAUGAUGCAUUAAAAACCUGUAGUGUUUGCAUUACAGAAUACACAGAAGGCAACAAACUUCGUAAACUACCUUGUUCCCAUGAGUACCAUGUCCACUGCAUCGAUCGCUGGUUAUCUGAAAAUUCAACUUGUCCUAUUUGUCGCAGAGCAGUCUUAGCUUCUGGUAACAGAGAAAGUGUUGUGUGAUUAAGGUCUGAACUCUCAGCUAUGUAGCUGGUAUAGUGAUGGGCAAACAGGAAUCACUUGCUUUCUGUCCACUUUUUGAGUGGUGCUUAAAUGUAAAGUAGCAACCUGAAUUGAGUCAUUGCUUUCUGAAUGAAUCAUUGUCCUUUCUCUAAUUUCUGUUCCAAAAUAAAAGGAAAUAUUUAAAAAGCAACAUGUUAGGACAUAAAAAUCUGAUUUCAGUAUCAGUAAUUGUUAUUACUGAUGAUUUAUCAUGUACUUGUCAGUUUCUCCUUUGUUACCUUAAAAGGUCUGCCUUAGCAAUGACUCUUACCUGUUUCAUAUUGAUCUUUAAAGUUUCAUAUGCCAUAGGAAAGAGGGGUGAAGGAAAUUCCCAGUUUAGACUCAGUUACAGUACAUGUUUCCUAAGUGACUGCUUAAAGCUAUACUGUUCCCAGUUAUUAGUUGGCACACAUUCAGCUACAUUCUGAAUAUCAUUUGUUCACCUUUCAGACAAGGUGAUAUUGGACUUAUCAGUGUAAAUAACACUAAGAUUAGGAUCUUCUAAGUGUAUAACUGUCUUCUAAGCCCAUCACUGUGGCACACUGUAGAGUGAGCUUAUAGUUUAAUUGAGAUAUUUAUCUUGUGGAAAUAUUAAAAAAAAAAAGCCUAUGCUUGUGUAAGUGAAAAAAUCACAUUCAUUUGUUUAAAAAUGUAAAGCUAUUUUGUAGAGGCUCAGUACUUUUUCCAAUGCACUGUUGUAUUAAUGCAUUAAAAAUUGUAAAGUACCAUGCUUAGAAAUGAAAAAAACUGCUUUUUGUGAGCCAACAUAGUAAAAAAAAAAAAAAAAAAACACACACCAAACAAAGUACAAAGCUGCUUUUGUAAGUGUGUAGAUGUAAGAGCAGAACAUAUCUAUAAUAUUUAAUGUCUGUGAACAGCUACUGUGACCUGCAAAGGAAAGGACAGAGUAUGGAUUUAGGCAGGAAAUGAAAGAGGGAGGAUAGAGAAAACUGCUUGGAAGAACUUUUCAUGAAGACAGUAAUUCCACAGACAUGAACUGGUUUCAUAUGGUGAGAUCCUUGGCACAGUAUUCUACUUGAGCAGAUGAAGCAAAUUUGGCAGAAUUUGGUUUAAGAAAAACAAACCACUACCCCCUAGCACAAGUUACAUUGAUGUUUUUGCAAGUUUGCUUCUCAAAAAAAAAAAAAAAUGGAGGAAAGAGACUAUAAACCACUUAUUUAGCAUAAGAAUUGAAGUUGGCACAGAUGUGUAUACUAGUAGGAAAGUCUCAAAUUUGCAUUGUUUUUGGUAUUUUGGUUAUUCAAGGUACCAGUGCACACUUGUUACUAUCUCUAAUACAGACUUAAUAUCUCAUACCUAAAGACAAGAUGAAGAACUAAGGGAUUUUUAUUUUUUGUGAAAAGUGAGUCGUGUUUGGUUAUUUGAAAUUCAAAUUUUAAUUGUGCUGCCCAUAUUUGAAGAUGAGAAUGCUGACUCACAAUCUAUGGGAUAUGCACUUUAUGUUGUUUCCUUAGUAAGCCUUGUGAAGAACCCAGUACUCUUGCUGACUUUCUCUUGAGGCAAGUUGGGGUUAGGAUUAGUCUGACUGUGGAAGACUGUCUUUUUCUGGGAAACGCUAGUGGGCCCAAAGAGGGAUUGAACACAUCCUUGGCUCUUAACAAAGUGAGCUGAUUACCCAGGUGUACGUAGUCAGAUGCUCUACACAAUAAACAAGUCUGCUUUAGAAAUUAUCUGGCUACCUUAACUGUUACCAACUCAGCUGUAAAGAUUAUUUCAAAGCUCAUUCUUGUAUAUUUUCCUCUGGCUUUCAAUCCUACCUAAGUAUCAAGGAAAUUGUAAAUAUGGUAGUUGUUUACUAAGGAUAUGUACUGCUCUUGCAAGAAAAUAAUGUCCAAACAAAGCUUCACUUAUUUUUUUUUAAUAUAAGCAGAUUUUACUGUUUAUGGCGCUUAUGUAAUACAUUUUAUCUUUCUAAAAAAAUUGUCCAUGUAAAAGUCAGGAUUCGUUUAUAUUUGUGAGCCUCCUUGUAUCCUUUACUAAGGGUGUAAUCUAUGGUUUUCAGAUCUGCAGGGUAGUCCUGAUUGGCUAAAAACAAACUCAUUUUCCUCUUGGUAUAAAAUGUCCCAUUAUAAUAGGGGUGUUCAUUUUAAAUAGUUUAAAAACAACUGCAUCACAUUCUAAGCAUAAAAGAGUUAUUAACAGGUACCUUCCUAACCUCCCAAGAUGUAUUAUUACUCAUUUGUGAAGUAUUAAGAGGUUAACUCAUGCAGAAUGCUGGUUAUGAAUGUAGAUACUGAAGCUAUUCAUAAACACUGGAAAUAGAAUUUUAAGUUUUUAGCCUUCAGUGCACAUAUUGGACAUGUGCAUGUGAAAACCUUUUUCAGUAGCACUCAUUAAUUUCCAUUGGACUGUGUAGAAUGGAUAAAAAUAUUUUAGUGGAAUUUGCUACUUGAUUAUUUUUUUUGCAAGGUCCAUGACCAAUAUGUACUUUCUAGUAUGGACAUUGAAGACAAGGUCAUUUGUAGGUGUCAGAUGUACAAUGGAGAACAAAAAUCUUUUUUCCCACCUGCAUCCAAAAACCUGUUCUCUUGAGGGAGCAUUUUCUUGCAAAAGACUUUACAUUUCAUUUUGUACCUUUGCACUUUUUCUUUAUAACGAAAAGGUUCUGUCUUGAGGACCUUGUUUGAACUUCAUGCAAUAAUAGGAACGAGAAAAAACAAUGUUGGGGCAUUACGUUGUUCAAUGCAUAGGGAAAAAG